Phaeodactylum tricornutum CCAP 1055/1 is the source of this 882-nucleotide messenger RNA. RefSeq lists its product with no specific name. The annotation marks the transcript as partial. The transcript has a single exon. The record is from RefSeq and is a predicted model, not a curated record. Gene Ontology annotation, cellular component: cytoplasm. Gene Ontology annotation, molecular function: protein serine/threonine kinase activity; ATP binding. Lineage: Eukaryota; Bacillariophyta; Bacillariophyceae; Surirellales; Neidiaceae. Gene Ontology annotation, biological process: protein phosphorylation; intracellular signal transduction.
AUGGACGACUAUAUAAAAUCACCCGAAGUACAGAAUGCGAUUGUGGAGCGCUCUCCUGGCGGUCGCUAUGUUCGAUUUAUGGAGAAGCUAGGAAGCGGGGCGUCGAAAGACGUUUAUCGAGCGUAUGAUACCCAAGAGGGAAUUGAGGUUGCUUGGAAUGUCGUAAAUCUCUCGGGUGUGCCCAAGUCGGAACGCAAUCGAAUUGUGAACGAAGUGAGAUUGCUGGAACGACUUCAUCACCACAACAUAAUAUCGUUUCAUGGUUCUUGGGUCAAUCGAGAGCGGCAGGAAGUCAAUUUUGUGACGGAAAUCUUAUCGUCUGGUACCCUGAAGUCCUUCAUUAGUAAGGUCCAAGUCAUUCGAUGGAAAAUUGCCAAACGAUGGGCGCUCCAAAUUUUAAAUGGUCUCGAUUAUUUGCAUUCACAAAAUCCACCUGUUAUACACCGCGACCUGAAAUGCGAUAAUAUCUUCAUUAACGGGACAUCCGGAGAUUUAAGAAUUGGAGAUCUGGGUCUGAGUACUGUACAUCGGACCGGUCGUGUAUUGUCAGUUCUAGGCACACCAGAAUUUAUGGCUCCCGAUAUGUACGAGGAGCAUUCAUACGACGAGAAGGUUGACAUCUAUGCGUUUGGCAUGUGUAUGUUGGAGAUUUUGACGCAGGAGAUUCCUUACUCGGAGUGUAAUAAUCCGGCCCAAAUUUAUAAAAGGGUGUCUUCAGGAGAACCACCGGAGGUCUUAUCGCGCCUGCAGUCCCGGCAUGCUCGGGAAUUUGUAAGACUCUGUUUAGGUCGGAAAGACGAAGCAGGGAAGUUUGUUCGGCCAUCUGCUAGCGAUUUAAUCAAGCAUCCCUUCCUUGUUAAACGGAACACGGACGAUGAUGAG